GCGACCCGCCCUCCCUCCGCUGCGACCCCGGCCCCCGGCCCCGGCCCCCGCUCGUGCUCCCGCCUGAGGCCGCCCGCGCCCGCCUCCAGCCGCCGCCCCGGCCUGACCUGACCGGGAAGCAGUUCCGCGGGCCGCCGCCGCCGUGACUCAUCGGCCCGCCCGCGUCCCCCGAUCGGGCCAUCUUGGUCGCGGCCGGCGCGGCAGACGGAGCGGCGGAGGAAGCCGGGGAGACCCAGGGCCCAGAACAGUCCAGCGCCCUGUGCAGCCCGCGCCGGCCGGGCGAGGGCCUCGAUCGAGGAGCCGCCUCCGGACUCGGCGUCGGCGGGGCCCGCACCGCCUGCCCGGCCCCGGCCGCGCGCAUUCUCGCGGCGCCCACCGCCCUGCCUCCCUCUUGCUUGGUCUUCUCAGCCACUCUGCGCGUCGCACCCCGCGCUCGCCCCGGGUCCUGCCUGGGCCUCCCCCAUUUUAGCCCCGCAGGUGCCCAAGUUCUCGGUUCCGCACACCCCCCUUCCCCCAGCCUCAGCCUUGGGCUGCCCUCUGGCCAACAUGGUCCAACCCCAGACGUCCAAAGCUGAAACCCCAGCCCCCGCCGCGUCCACCAAUGCCCAGAUGGAUGACGUCAUCGACACCCUGACCUCCCUGCGCCUCACCAACUCGGCGCUGCGGCGGGAGGCCUCCACCCUGCGGGCAGAGAAGGCCAACCUCACCAACAUGCUGGAGAGCGUGAUGGCAGAGCUGACCCUGCUGCGCACCAGGGCCCGGAUCCCGGGGGCCCUGCAGAUCACCCCGCCCAUCUCUGCAAUCACCUCCAACGGGACCCGACCCAUGACCACGCCUCCGACGUCCCUGCCCGAGCCCUUUUCUGGAGACCCAGGCCAGCUGGCUGGGUUCCUGAUGCAAAUGGACAGGUUCAUGAUCUUCCAGGCGUCGCGCUUCCCCGGCGAGGCCGAGCGAGUGGCCUUCCUCGUGUCCCGGCUGACCGGGGAGGCCGAGAAGUGGGCGAUCCCGCACAUGCAGCCCGACAGCCCCUUGCGAAACAACUAUCAGGGAUUCCUGGCCGAGCUGCGGCGAACCUACAAGUCUCCGCUCCGGCACGCGCGGCGCGCCCAGAUCCGGAAGACUUCCGCCUCUAACCGGGCGGUGCGCGAGCGCCAGAUGCUGUGCCGCCAGCUGGCCUCCGCGGGCACGGGGCCCUGCCCCGUGCACCCAGCCUCCAACGGGACCAGCCCAGCCCCGGCUCUGCCCACCCGAGCCCGGAACCUCUAAGAAUUGGCCUGGUCGCGUCUGCAGCCACGCAGACCGCAUACACCCUUCGCUGCGCAGAAGAGACGUCCGUUCAACAGCAUCGCCCUGGUUUGAAGACCUUCCUUCCUGCCUCUCCAGACCUGUCCCUUAAGGAGAUCUUCCUAACUCACUGUGGGGCGCCCUGUUCCCCUCCUGGCUUCCCAGUGAUCUGUGCUGGCUUUGUCCCUGCUGCGCAUGCGUCCCCUCUCGCCUGCAACCCCCCACUCUUCUGGUGAGCACAGCCCGGACUCGGUCACAGCGGCUCCACAGCCUGCUGCGACCAUUUGGGCUGACCUCCCCCAGCCGCACUAGGUUCCCGCCGCUCCGCCUCCACCCUCUGCAGGCCCCCACGGCAGCCCCUUCCCCUGGAUGCCCUGUGGUGGGUGAUGAGCUCACUGAUGCCCAAGGACAGCCACUUGGGCCAGGCUGGUGGCUGGUCUUGGGCUCCUGGGGAGGGGAGUCUGGCUUCCCACCCCGCAGCGAUCGCCAGGGCCGCCAGGGCCCAGGAUAGCAGCCGGGGGUAUCCACCCCACAGUGUGGCCAAGGGCUCACCGCUGGGAGUGUAGCGCCGGCGUUUCUGGGGGGCAGGCUUCACUGCACACGAACACGUAGUCACUGCACCGUCGCCACCGGGCAAGACCGCUGGCGCAGCGAAAGGGAGAAGCCCCCCAGAGGAUGCACUUCCACCAGCGCCUGGCUUUAGUGGGCCGCGUGCGGCAGCGCCGGGAAUCUGGGAACCUGGUACUCGCCGUUGUGACCUUGGCUCCCUGAGCGGCUCCACUCAGCCACCGCAGACCCACAGUCAUGUACACCCACGCCUGAGACCCACAGCAGGCUGGGGGGGGGGGGGGCCUCGCUUUGCUGCCCUGGCAGGGCCUCCUGUGGGAAUCCCCGCCAGCUCCUAGUGUGUACCGCCUCGUCUUUGCCCCAUGUCACUUGGUGGUGGGCCCGUCUAGCUCGAGACCCGUUCUCGUCUCCCUGCAGGUGACAUGUGGCCUUCACCUUAGCCCCUUCGGCCACCCACACCACCCGCAGGUCUCCAGAGCCUCGGUGUGGCAUGCCCUCCCCGAGCCUGGGCUGUCUGUCGGGUGUCCGGCCUUGGUGUAAGAGAACGUGGACUCGGAGCUGGAGACCUGGGUCCCCUGAGAGGCGUCAUUUUGCCUCUGGCAGCCCAGCCACGGCCAUGGUGGCAUCUGUAAAGGGAAAGAGCUGCGGUCUGCUUGGUCCCAGUGUGGGGACAGUACAGAACUGGCACUCGGGUCCUCAUUCUGAGGGACAGAGCGAUACCUCUUACGGCGGACAGUCUUUUGCUUCCUCACCGGGGAGACCCGGAAAUCACUUUCUCACUGAGACUUGGCCAAGCCCUUUGGGCCGUGAUGCUCUCGCCAUAGUCAAUGCCAAACGAACUGCGUUUAUGUGGCCGCCCGGGCCGCGGGGGGGAAGACGGGGUGUCUUGCCCUGGGUCCGUCUGCCCUGCUGUGACCAUGGAAGUCUCUGCACCCUGCCCCCCUAAGACCUUGGUCUCCGGAUACCCA
Messenger RNA from Hyaena hyaena (striped hyena), 2819 nucleotides. RefSeq names its product retrotransposon Gag like 6 (gene RTL6). The record is from RefSeq and is a predicted model, not a curated record. The transcript is spliced from 2 exons. The coding region runs from base 547 to 1266 and encodes 239 amino acids. NCBI's taxonomy places the organism in Eukaryota, Metazoa, Chordata, Mammalia, Carnivora, Hyaenidae.